Sinocyclocheilus grahami is the source of this 527-nucleotide messenger RNA. RefSeq names its product eukaryotic translation initiation factor 3 subunit D-like. Bases 129 to 527 code for a protein of 132 amino acids. The transcript is spliced from 6 exons. Gene Ontology annotation, cellular component: cytoplasm; eukaryotic translation initiation factor 3 complex. Gene Ontology annotation, molecular function: translation initiation factor activity. The record is from RefSeq and is a predicted model, not a curated record. Gene Ontology annotation, biological process: translational initiation. NCBI's taxonomy places the organism in Eukaryota, Metazoa, Chordata, Actinopteri, Cypriniformes, Cyprinidae.
AUUUUAUUUGUGAAGUGUCGUAAAUUUGGAGUGACGCGUUCCUUUACGGCACGAGCUCUCACCACCGCACCGUCUGGGAGUAGUCGUGCAUCCUUGAAUCGAUACGAAUUUGUACUCCAGUAAAGGCAAUGGCAAAGUUCCAUGCACCUGUGAUCCAGGACAACCCAUCAGGAUGGGGUCCUUGUGCUGUUCCUGAGAAGUUUAAAGACAUGCCCUACCAGCCUUUCAGUAAGGGAGACCGACUGGGAAAGGUAGCAGACUGGACUGGUGCAACAUACCAGGAUAAGAGAUACACAAAUAAAUACUCAUCUCAGUUCGGAGGCGGCAGUCAGUAUGCUUAUUUCCAUGAGGAGGAUGAGACCAGCUUCCAGUUGGUGGACACUGCUAAGACUCAGAAGACCGCCUAUCAGAGGAACCGUAUGCGGUUCGCUCAGAGGAAUCUUCGGAGAGACAAAGAUCGCAGGACCCUUACUCAGUUCAACAUGCAGACCCUGCCUAAGAGCGCCAAGCAGAAGGAAAGACACUGA